AAAACAAAACAAUGUCCAAAAAGAACCAAUCUCUUCCGUUCAUAAGUUCUCAGAGGUUUCGUAAUGUUGUUGUAAAAAUGCGCAAUGAUGCAUAUAAAACCAGAUCAGUCUGGUUCAUUACUAGUAACGAAACAGUCGAAGCCUGCUCCAUCUUCCAAGAUGUUCAAACUAGGUUUUCUCUUAAUUUUAGUUUCAUGCCUCGCAAUUUCAGUCCAAUGCGUCGGAUUUGAUCCCUCCUGUUUCCAAUCGAGCUCAUCAAAAAAGGCCGACGAUUGCUGUUUACUUCCGAAAUUCUAUGACAGCCAGAUGGUUUCGGACUGCUUGACUUCUAUAAGUAAAUCCACAAACGACGUGGAAAAAUACCAGUGCUUGGUAGAAUGCAUAGCAAAAAAGCUGAACUUGCUCAAAGGCAACACCCUGGAUCGUGAGGCCACGAUGCAAUUGUACAAAGCCAAAAUUGGAUCAGUUCCUCAUUUCGCACCGAUUAUGGACAACAUUUUCCAACAGUGUUAUGACGGAAUGGCCGUCUACGCAGCUCAGGACCGAUCAGACCCUACGAAAUGUAGUGCCCUGCCAAUGAUGCUACUCAACUGUAUCCAGACCAGGCUGUUCCAGAAUUGUCCAGCAAAGUUGUGGCAAGGAGGUCCCGCGUGUCAAGAGCUUAAAGAAAAGUUAUUAGAAGGGUGUCCGUAUGCUGCUAUUGCGUCGUUUUAAAAUAAUAAAAAUGUUAUUCUUUUUUGUGUUGUUGGUAUUGAGCAUUUGGUUUGCAAAUAAAACGAUUGAUUAUUAUGUUCACU
Messenger RNA from Aedes aegypti (yellow fever mosquito), 797 nucleotides. RefSeq names its product general odorant-binding protein 67. The transcript is spliced from 3 exons. Lineage: Eukaryota; Metazoa; Arthropoda; Insecta; Diptera; Culicidae. The coding region runs from base 85 to 714 and encodes 209 amino acids. The record is from RefSeq and is a predicted model, not a curated record. Gene Ontology annotation, molecular function: odorant binding.